Messenger RNA from Hipposideros armiger (great roundleaf bat), 4562 nucleotides. RefSeq names its product protein phosphatase, Mg2+/Mn2+ dependent 1H (gene PPM1H). The transcript has 10 exons. Gene Ontology annotation, molecular function: [pyruvate dehydrogenase (acetyl-transferring)]-phosphatase activity. The record is from RefSeq and is a predicted model, not a curated record. NCBI's taxonomy places the organism in Eukaryota, Metazoa, Chordata, Mammalia, Chiroptera, Hipposideridae. Gene Ontology annotation, cellular component: mitochondrion. Gene Ontology annotation, biological process: protein dephosphorylation. Bases 248 to 1792 code for a protein of 514 amino acids.
CGGCCCGCUCCAUGCCUCUCCGUUGCGGAAGUGUAGCGGGGGGAGGCGGCAGCACCCAGCGCGGGAGGCCCGGGCUCGGCCCCCUGCAGCUCUAGGCUCUGGGAGCCGCGCGGCGCGUCCCAGCGGCCCGGCUGCUCGUGCGCCCGCCGCCCGCCGCCCGCCGCAGCCUGCAUGCCCCGCGCCGCGCCUCGCCGGGCCCCGGUCUCCGCCUCCUCCACGCACCGUCGCUGCCGGGCGCCAGAGUAAUAUGCUCACUCGAGUGAAAUCUGCCGUGGCCAAUUUCAUGGGCGGCAUCAUGGCUGGCAGCUCAGGCUCCGAGCACGGCGGCGGCGGCGGCAGCGGCUCGGACCUGCCCCUGCGUUUCCCCUACGGGCGACCGGAGUUCCUGGGGCUGUCUCAGGACGAGGUGGAAUGCAGCGCCGACCACAUCGCCCGCCCCAUCCUCAUCCUCAAGGAGACCCGGCGGCUGCCCUGGGCCACUGGCUACGCAGAGGUUAUCAAUGCUGGGAAGAGCACACACAAUGAAGACCAAGCUAGCUGUGAAGUGCUCACUGUGAAGAAAAAAGCUGGGGCAUUUUCCUCAACCCCCAACAGGAACUCAACCAAGAGACGGUCCUCUCUUCCCAAUGGGGAGGGGCUACAGCUGAAGGAGAACUCGGAAUCAGAAGGUGUUUCCUGCCACUACUGGUCGCUGUUUGACGGUCACGCGGGGUCCGGCGCCGCGGUGGUGGCGUCUCGCCUGUUGCAGCACCACGUCACGGGUCAGCUUCAGGACAUCGUGGACAUCCUGAAGAACUCGGCCGUCCUCCCACCCACCUGCCUGGGCGAGGAGCCCGAGAACAUGCCCGCCAACAGCCGGACUCUGACCCGGGCCGCCUCGCUCCGCGGAGGGGUGGGGGCGCCGGGCUCCCCCAGCACCCCACCCACGCGCUUCUUCACAGAGAAGAAGAUCCCACACGAGUGUCUGGUCAUCGGGGCUCUUGAGAGUGCCUUCAAGGACAUGGACCUACAAAUAGAACAAGAGCGGAGUUCAUAUAAUAUAUCUGGUGGCUGCACAGCCCUCAUUGUGAUUUGCCUUUUGGGGAAGCUGUAUGUGGCAAAUGCUGGGGAUAGCAGGGCAAUAAUCAUCAGAAAUGGAGAAAUCAUCCCCAUGUCUUCAGAAUUCACCCCUGAGACGGAACGCCAGCGACUUCAGUACCUGGCAUUCAUGCAGCCUCACUUGCUGGGAAAUGAGUUCACACAUUUGGAGUUUCCAAGGAGAGUGCAGAGGAAGGAACUUGGAAAGAAGAUGCUCUACAGGGACUUUAACAUGACAGGCUGGGCUUACAAAACCAUUGAGGAUGAUGACUUGAAGUUUCCCCUUAUAUACGGAGAAGGCAAGAAGGCGCGAGUAAUGGCAACUAUUGGAGUGACCAGGGGACUAGGGGACCAUGACCUGAAGGUGCAUGACUCCAACAUCUACAUAAAACCAUUCCUGUCUUCAGCUCCAGAGGUCAGAGUCUACGAUCUCUCCAAAUACGAGCAUGGAGCAGAUGAUGUGCUGAUCCUGGCCACUGAUGGACUCUGGGAUGUUUUACCAAAUGAGGAAGUAGCAGAAGCAAUCACUCAGUUUCUUCCUAACUGUGAUCCCGAUGACCCUCACAGGUACACACUGGCAGCUCAGGACCUGGUGAUGCGUGCCCGUGGUGUCCUGAAGGACAGAGGAUGGCGGAUAUCUAAUGACCGACUGGGCUCAGGAGAUGACAUAUCUGUAUAUGUCAUUCCUUUAAUACAUGGAAACAAACAGUCAUGAAAAUGGCCCAAGGGAUUGGAAGAACAGAAGGAAUAGAGCUGGGAUGCCUCUUGGCAGGGCAGCCUGGAAGUGACCCAGCAGCGUUCCAGGUGAUGCCACCUCUUCCCAGCCCAGGUGGGGAGCUUGCUGCUGAAAUGCCUCUCUGGCUGUGCUUCAAGAGGAUCCUUAGGUUUCAGUUUCCUCUUUAGUAAAAGGUCUGGAUACUCAACAAAAGCUAAACAUAAAGGCUGCUACUGAGUGUUGUGUUUCUUUUGGUUCCUUUAGUAGGCCUCUUAGGUGGCCACUGGCUAUGUUGGGUACACACAUCAUAUUUAUUUUAUCUUGAGUAGCUGGGGCAGCUGUUUUCAGGUUCAACUGGCAGAAUAAUCUUCAGCCUGUCCAGCUGCAAAUUUCUCUACAGGUUAAAAGUGCUGCAUUGGAAAGUUGGGGAUCAUGCCUCAGAAAGUGAGUGCCCACCUUCUAGUACGCCUGAGAUUUAUUUCAGGGAAUGCUAUCUGUGCAUAUGUCUAUCUCUAUGUUUCCAUGAUGAUGAUGGGGUGAGGCAGGGAUUUGGGGGUGGGGGAUAUUCCUUAAAUCAUAAUUGUUUCCCUUCUGUAGAACAGGCCUGGUUGGGACUUUCCAACUCCUUGCUGAGGAAUUUGUGUGUCAGAGCCCAGCCCUGGCUGUCCCCAUAUCCUGCAGCCCACACCACCCACACAGCCAGCCGGAACAGUGCCCUGGCUAACAGAGACCUGUCUUUGUUGUGUAAUCACUUGUUACCAAGUUGAAUUUUCUCACUAAAUCAAUGUGUUCUCAUGAAAUUUUGGGUGUUUCUUUGGACCAACAGUUCCUCCACUGUCUUCUAGGAUCCCCCUUGUGUGGCUUGAGGUUUCUCUGUUUGUUUCUGAGUCUGGGUUUUCAUUUCUGGAAUGGUCCUCCCACCCCGUGCUGUGCCAUGGGGACACACGUAAAGCAGUGUUUAAUAGAGCAGUAUAGGAUGCUCCUUGUAUCAGUCAGUUCUCCAUACCUCAUUUCAGGGCUGCCCCUCCAUUUUGGAUCCAGGGUCCCUGGGCUGUGACUGUCCUCAAGCCCACUCCAAACAACAUGUAAGUAUCAAAAGUCUCUCAAGAAGCAGUAGGCCUACUCUCCCCAUCAUCUUUGGGCCAGGCCCACUCAGAAUGGCCUUUUAAUAAAACUGAAUUUGAAUUAGGUUGACGGGUCAUUCUCAUGCUGUAUGCCUGCUCCUUCUCCACUAAAUUAUGUCCCACUACCCAACCACUCAGACCCCCAUUCUCUCUGUCGCUCCACCUCAGGAUGUUCCUCACAAGAGCAGCAGAAGCAGUAGACAGACCAGACCUACCUGUAGCUUCACGGCCAGGAGGAAUCGCAAAACAGAUAUUUGGAAAUCACUUCUAACUCUCAGAUUGGUUCUCUGCAUUGAAGGACCUUGUACAGCAAUGUCCAAUUACCGAGUCUUCUUCCUGCAGAGUUCCUGUGGUAUCACCGCCAUCCUGACAACUUUUUGUAAUUAAAACAUUCUUCCCACCCAAUGAAGAAAAAGGUCAUUGGUGUGAUCCCCAAAAUGCUGGAGAGCCAAUUCCAGUUCUCAUGUUUGUCUGAGUCCCUGCCCUAGAAGAGAGGACAGGAACCUUUCCUUUGGGAUAAUCAGCUGCAUUCUUAGAGUUAUAGAUAUUGUCUUAGGAAUGGUCAGGAGCCUUCCUGCUGAGGAGUGUGUUCAUCACACAGUGUGGAAACAAGAACUUGGCAAUUCACCCACCAGGUGGUUGCCAGAAUGUUGCCUGGGAAGAAUUGGACUACAACCUUCUCAGGAGUCCUCUUCAUCUGACAGUUUCCCUCCUUUCAUAAAUCUUAAGUACCCCAAACAUCUGUGUGGAGAGAAGUUUGUGGUAAACUAUUUGUUUUUCUGGCAGAAUAUGCGCCACGGGAAAACCUAACGACAUCCUACAGCCACGUGGUCCAUUUUCUGUUCCUGCCCUGACUCUCAAAGCCACAUAAUACAAACUGGAAACUUAAGCAAGUUUUCCUUGGAAGACUCUGAGCCACUAGCUUUAGGAAGCUGUUCUCAUAAGCAGUCACCUCUCUCUUGUGUUCCCAUGACCUUUCAUUUAUUUCCUGUCCUGGACUUCUCUCUGGGCUCUACCUUGAGCUUCUUGUUUUAUUUGAGCCACCAGAGUCUGAGUUUGGGUGUAGACAUCAUGUAGAUGUUACCACAGCCUUCUAAUCAAUUCGUCAAUUCAUUUACUACCAAGGCAUGUCUCAGGAAAAACUCUGGAACCUCCUUAUUCAAUUUAUCCUAAAGUCUUGAGCAUUUAGUCCUACUGAUUUUAGUUAGAAAGGUACCUCAGAAUGCUUUUCAUAAGUCCCCUGGGGUGGAAAGAUCUCAGUAGCAAGCUGAAGCCAUGAUUCUCUGUUUGGGGGAAUGGGAGGAAAACUACAAAUGAGGUGAAUAAAUCAAAUGUGGAAAAAAUGAUUUGUUAAUGCCCAUAGCAGAUCUAUUACAUUGAUAUUGCUCUGUGAAUUGAGCUUACUUGGUUUUGGCUUUAUUUUUCACCCAGGCCCCAUGUCAUCCCAUCCCAGAGCAGUAAAUGUGUCCACAUAACAGGUCGGCCCUUAGAGCAUUCCUGGAAAGGUCAAAAAGCAACACACUCAAAAUUCUGCAGAACAUAUUUAUACGUGGUUCUGAAAUCUUGUGUAUCUGAGUUAUAGCCAAAUCUGCUUGCUCUCAUAGUCUCAGAGGAAGUCUUGUUUAAUAAAAAGCUUUCGAUUUCUA